AUGUUUUUAUCAAAAUCAAUGUUUAACUUGAAGCUGAAGCGUCUUUUUCAUUUCAAAAUUCGCAAAGAUCAUGUUGAAAAGUGCGAUGGAGAAUCAUCAGUAAAAAUAUUUCAGAGACGCAAUGGUAAUCGACUCAAUACGAAGCGCAACAAAACUCGAAAACGGCAAGAGAACCACAAUCCAUUAAGUCAGCUUGUGAAGUAA
Molecule: messenger RNA, 204 nt
Organism: Clunio marinus
Lineage: Eukaryota; Metazoa; Arthropoda; Insecta; Diptera; Chironomidae
Source: the annotation of a GenBank genome assembly